Messenger RNA from Strongylus vulgaris, 732 nucleotides. NCBI's taxonomy places the organism in Eukaryota, Metazoa, Nematoda, Chromadorea, Rhabditida, Strongylidae. The record is from the annotation of a GenBank genome assembly.
AUGGAGCGAUCUGGUGCUAGCACAUCCUCUGGAACGAGGUCAUUUAUUGAAUCAGUAGCUGGAAUACCACUACUUGUUCGCAUCACGAUUCUAGUGUAUAUAUUCUUCUUCAUUUUCAUCGCUCUAGGUCUUCCGAUAUUGUGCAGGACCGAUAUGGCAAAGAGAUGCCAAGGCAACAUAUCAAAUCGUGAACGAUUCUAUAUUCUCUAUCAUAUAAACAGAUUGCGCAAAGAUGUAGCCAGAGGAAAGGAAAAGAAAGCGUCAGGAGGCGAAUAUAUGCCUUCCGCAGUAGCUAUGUACAAACUUCAGUGGAGCUGUAUUCUCCAAUCAGAAGCGGCAAAACGUGCUGCAAAUUCAAAAGAUUUCCAUCAUAUAGUGCCUCAAGAUGGCGUAUAUGAAUACUAUGAAGCUUCGACCAAAUCUCCUUACGAAGUGGUCGAGGAUGCAUUCAUGUACUCAGUACGCUCUAAACUCACCGACCCAAGUUCCCUUCCAAAAGCUGAAAAGCAGCUUCUAACCGACACUUUUACCCACGUUGGAUGUGACUUAUUUAAGAGAGGAGGCGGUCAAAAGCUUAUAUGUAUUUUUGGCACCACGCUUGAUCAAGAUACUAGGGAAGAACCGUAUGUAGUGGGAGAACCAGGAUCAAAGUGCACCACAAAGUCGUUGGAACCUCUCAUGCCGCUAUGUAUUUAUACAGAAAAGAAACGAAAAAGCUCUUCAAACAAGUGA